AAAAUAUGGCAACAACAACUUUUAAGUCACGUCACAAUCACGUCACUUGCGUCACUUACGUCAAAUUGAUAACGUGAAAUUUAAUUUUGGUGAAAUUGUUGUAAAAUAUCACAAAAAUGGACGAAAACAAAGAUUUCGAGCCCUUGGAACCUUCACUGAAAAAUGUUAUCGACCAAAAGUCCCUUCGUUGGAUUUUCGUUGGCGGAAAAGGUGGUGUAGGGAAAACUACAUGCAGCUGUAGUUUAGCUGUCCAACUAUCCAAAGUCCGGGAAUCUGUUCUUAUAAUAUCUACUGAUCCUGCACACAAUAUCUCUGAUGCAUUUGACCAGAAGUUUUCAAAGGUGCCAACAAAGGUCAAGGGAUUUGAUAAUCUGUUUGCCAUGGAAAUCGACCCUAAUGUGGGUGUGACAGAACUACCAGAAGAAUAUUUUGAAGGUGAAACUGAAGCUAUGAGACUGGGCAAAGGUGUAAUGCAAGAAAUUGUAGGAGCAUUCCCUGGGAUUGACGAAGCUAUGAGUUAUGCUGAGGUCAUGAAACUAGUGAAAGGCAUGAAUUUCAGUGCAGUUGUCUUUGAUACUGCUCCUACUGGUCACACACUACGUUUGCUGUCAUUUCCACAAGUAGUUGAACGUGGACUUGGCAAGUUGAUGCGCCUUAAAUCAAAGGUUGCACCAUUCAUAAACCAAGUAGCGACUUUGUUUGGCCUGGCCGAAUUCAACUCUGACAUGUUCAGCAAUAAAAUGGACGAGAUGCUCUCUGUGAUCAGACAAGUUAACACGCAAUUCAAGGACCCCAACCAGACUACGUUUGUAUGUGUUUGCAUUGCAGAAUUUCUAUCGCUGUAUGAGACUGAGCGUUUGGUUCAAGAGUUAACGAGGUGCGGUAUAGACACGCACAAUAUUAUUGUUAACCAGCUUUUAUUACGAACUUCAGCACCGUGUGAACUUUGCGCCGCCCGGCACAAAGUUCAAGAGAAAUAUUUGGAGCAAAUCGCAGAUUUAUAUGAAGAUUUCCAUGUAACCAAAUUGCCCCUUCUUGAUAAGGAAGUCCGCGGUGCGGCUGCCGUCAAUGCAUUCUCUGAACACUUGAUUAACCCAUAUGAACCACCAGCGCCAUCUACGUGAAAAUGCUAAACAUAAAUCGAUACUCUUGAUCUCGAGAUUAGGAUUGGCAUUGGGAUUUAUUCUGUGGUAAUGGAACUUUCUCCUUGAUGUUCAAAUAUUUGUGUGCAAAGGUGCUAAUUUAGUCACAAUCGACAUCUUCAUUAUUGCUUUCUGAUAUACCUUUAUUAAGUUUCAGGAUACCUUUUUGAAUACAAGUCAAUACCAAUGAUGUAUUAUAAUUCCAUGGAUUGUAUAUUAUUCAAAAUAAUAGUAAAUGUAAUAUAUUUCA
Messenger RNA from Chilo suppressalis (striped riceborer), 1392 nucleotides. NCBI's taxonomy places the organism in Eukaryota, Metazoa, Arthropoda, Insecta, Lepidoptera, Crambidae. The record is from the annotation of a GenBank genome assembly.